Molecule: messenger RNA, 2754 nt
Organism: Mycosarcoma maydis (corn smut)
Lineage: Eukaryota; Fungi; Basidiomycota; Ustilaginomycetes; Ustilaginales
Product: linker nucleoporin NIC96
Exons: 1
Coding region: 1-2754 (917 amino acids)
Biological process (GO): poly(A)+ mRNA export from nucleus; protein import into nucleus
Cellular component (GO): nuclear pore
Molecular function (GO): structural constituent of nuclear pore
Source: RefSeq, a predicted model, not a curated record
AUGAACGACUACCCCAUGGAUGCGGCGCCUCAGUCGCUUUCCGAGCUACUUCAGCAGUCGAGAAAACUCACCAACCACCUCGGCCGCUCGGAUCUGCCUCAGAUCCAACUAGGUCUCGACCAGAUCGAAAAUCAAAGUCGCAAGCUCGUCUCCAAAAACCUGCGUUCUGGGUCCGCACAGCCUGGCGAUGCUCGCGCUCACUACUUUCUCGCGAAUGGUGGCAUCGAUGCCGCACAGCUUGCGGACACCAUCCACGCUGCCAACAUUGCAAGCACGUUUGAACCACUUCAGCCCAUCUACGAUACAGAUGUGGAGAGCUACCUCACGCACGAGCAUCAGCAGGUUAUCAUCAGCGCAAUUGAGCAAGGCAGGCGCGAGACGCUUCAAGACUUUCAUCGCAACCUCGAUCGCACCAUGCAUCGCGACUGGGAGAGGCAAAAGCGCAAGAUCCUCGAAGAACUAGGCCAACAUCAGCCGACCAACGCCUCGACAUCGACACGCGACGCUGACAUCGACGUCUCUCGUUCCAGCUUCGGUGCCUCAACCUCGUCACACACUUUGCCGACCAGUACCAGCUCCAUGCUCGGCGGCCACGCUACCUCGCAAAUGCACGGAAAGAUGGCCCGAUACCAGAUGGUUGUUUCUAGACUCAAUUCCUCACGUCUCGAAGGAUACAGCCUUGCACUGGCGCAUGCAUUUAUCGACGCCAUCUCCGGUCUCGGCGAGGAUGCAAAGAACAAGGAGCUGCAUGAAAGCUGGAAGGCGCUCGCUUCCAUGGUACGAGAGCAGAACGUGCGCAACGGCGAGUUCGGUGCCAGGCCGGUCAAGGAACGAGAGUACGCUCCUGUCUACGUCGAUCUCAAGGCGUGGCAUGGCGUCGACGGCAUCAAUCUGCGCAAAGAACUUGUUGAAGGCUCCAAGGCCUUCCUCGAGCAGGAAUUUAUAGAACACAUGGAGCAGGUCAUCGCUGCCAAUCCAGUGCUGGCACAACGUGGUGGGGCUCCUACUGUGCGAUCUACCGUCAGUGCUUUUCUUCGCGUCCAGCAUCUCAGCUCGCAGAACCAGUGGAGGUCUGACCUGGCCAAGGAGCUCGAUGCAUCAACCAACGUGCCCAUCUGGGCCGAGCUUUACUUCCUCCUUCGCAUCGGUAGAACCAAAGAAGCGCUCGAAUGUGCUUCCGAGAAUGAGAACCGCAUCCGCUCCACCGACCCUUCCUUCCUUGCCUAUCUCAAAGCCUGGCUUGAUUCGCCCGACCGCCGCCUGCCACGCCUGCUAAAGGAUCGCUUCGUCGCCGAGUACAAUUCCCGCUUCCGUACUCUCCCCGAAGUUCACGACCCCUACAAGCUCGGUCUGUACAAACUCAUCGGGAGGAUCGACGUGUUGAAAAAGUUUCCCACGCUGCUCACCUCGAGCAUCCAGAACUGGCUCUGGCUUCAGCUGAGCAUGGUGCGUGAGACGUACGACGAGGAUGCAGAUGCCCAAGACUCGGUGCGUGACAGGUUCACGCUAGCUGAUCUAGGCAACAAAGUAGAAAAGUUUGGCGAGGCUUACUUUGACCCCAAAGGUAAUCGUCCGCUCUUCUACUUCCGACUCCUGCUGUUGUGCGGUCAAUUUGAAAAAGCAGUCGGGUUUCUCUUUUCUCGCUCGGCACACCAGGUGGAUGCGAUUCACUUUGCGGUAGCGCUCGCCUACUACGGAUUGCUGCGCGUUCCUUCGCAAGCGGCCUCGUCGCAGGUCGAGUAUCUGCUGGUGGAGUCGGACGGGCAGGGCGGAAGCAUCGCCUCGGUCGACUUUGCUAAGCUGGUGCAGCGAUAUGUGCGCAUGUUCUCGCAAGCGUCGCGUCGGGAUGCGUUGCAGUAUCUGUACCUGAUCUGCUUGCACGCGGAUGUGGGGGAGCCUGUGGGGUCCGAGCAGGUGCGACGCUGCCACGACUUGAUCCGUGCUCUGGUGCUCGAAGCGCACCCGACCGAAUUCCAAGAGCUACUGGGCGAUGUGCGCACCAACGGUGCCAAGACUCCCGGGCUGAUCGAGAGAAAUCUGCCACUCAUCAAGAUAAAAAACGAGCGCGAGUUUUUGUCGACGAUUGUGCAAGUGGCAGCGACGCAGUGCGACAUGGCGCACCGCACCGAGUCCGCCAUCCUGCUGUACAACCUUGCGGGCCAGCACGACACUGUGGUUGCUGUGCUCAACAAGGAGCUCGGCGCACGACUGACAGAGCCAAGCAGUGCGGCCGAAUGGAAGACGACGGGACUUUCAUCGGGUGCGUCCUUCUCCGCGGCUAGCAACCUGGUUACGCUCGCCACGGCCAUUCUGGAGACGUACGAGAAGCAAUUUGGUUACUCGGGUAAGAACCGCGACACCUGUCGUCGUCUCUUGGAGCUGAAAAAGGCGGUUGGACUCCACAGCGAUGGUCAGAACCUGCAGGCGUUGCAGACGAUCGAAGCGCUGCGUAUACUGCCUCUGGAUGCCGAAUCGAGAAAGGAUGUGGUAGCCAUCACGCGCAAGGCCGAGGAGUUUAAGGAGGUUGACGAGAACAUUGCACGCAACUUUUCCGAGAUUGUACUCAUGACCAUGACGAUCCUGUACAAGCUGCACCAGGAGCUCAAGGAGAGCAUCCACAGGAGCGGCACGAGCGCGAUGGACGAGUAUCGAGCCCAGGCAAGGGCGUUGAUGAUGUGGGCGGGUAUGCUCCGGUUCCGCAUGAGUAGCGAGACGUACAGCCAGCUCACGCGACUCGAUGUGUUUAUUCAUUAA